Molecule: messenger RNA, 2706 nt
Organism: Neopelma chrysocephalum (saffron-crested tyrant-manakin)
Lineage: Eukaryota; Metazoa; Chordata; Aves; Passeriformes; Pipridae
Product: BRD4-interacting chromatin-remodeling complex-associated protein-like
Exons: 11
Biological process (GO): positive regulation of DNA-templated transcription
Cellular component (GO): SWI/SNF complex
Source: RefSeq, a predicted model, not a curated record
AUGGAUGAUGAAGACGGGCGGUGCCUCCUCGAUGUCAUCUGCGAUCCUCAGGCCCUGAACGAUUUUUUACAUGGAUCCGAGAAGAUUGACAGUGAUGAUCUCCUGGACAACUCAGGAGAUGCUGCCAGUGCCUUUUUUGAAGGUGCUGGGCUCCACGGGCAGGAGCCCUCGGGGAACCCGCUGAGCGCGGAGCCGAGCCAACCGCCGGCCAGCGUGGACCUGGACUUCCUGGAGGAUGACAUCCUGGGCUCCCCCUCGGGCGCCGGCGCCGGCGCCGAGCAGCCGUGCGACAUCCUCCAGCAGAGCCUGCAGGAGGCCAACAUCACCGAGCAGACCCUGGAGGCCGAGGCCGAGCUGGACCUGGGCUCCUUCCAGCUGCCGGCACUGCAGCCCGUGGUGCAGGCGCCCGACGGGACCCCCCAGAUCUUCUCCGGCGCCGCCGGCGCCGCCGACCUGCUGGGCCUCCAACCGCCCGCCGUGCUGGCCCACCAGGCCCUGGUGCAGCAGCCGGUGGGCGCCGACGUGGUCAACAAGGCCAUCAGCGUCCAGCCCUUCCUGCAGCAGGUGGGGCUGGGCAACGUCACCAUCCAACCCCUGCCCAACCUGCCCGGGCUGCCCAACGGGAGCCCCGGCGGCGCUCUGGGCAUCGGGCCCAUCCAGGUGGUGGGCCAGCAGGUGAUGGCCAUCAACCAGCCGGCGGCGCCGCAGCUGUUGGCCAAACCGGCGCCGGUGGCGGCCGUGGGCGGUUACAUCGCUCAGCCCGAGGCGGCGGCGGCGGCGUCGCAGGCCGGGGCCGGCCUGGUCAUCCAGAAGAGCCUCCCGGCCGUGGCCACCACCGCCCUCAACGGCAACUCGGUGUUCGGCGGCGUGGCCUCGCCGGCGGCGCCGCCGCAGCCCCUGGCCGUCACCUCGGGCCUGGGCGGCUCCCUGGUGCCGGCGCCCAACGUCAUCAUCCACCGCACGCCCACGCCCAUCCAGCCCAAACCCGCCGGCGUCCUCCAGCAGAAGCUCUACCAGAUCACGCCCAAGCCCUUCGCCCCCAACAACGCGCUGGCGCUGCCCGGCGAGGCCCAGGCCAAGCCCCAGCAGAACCUGACCUUCAUGGCCGGCAAGGCCGCGCCCAACGUGGUGCUCUCGGGCUUCCCCCCCAACGUCUUCAAGCCGCCGCCGCCCCAACCGGCGCCGGCCGCGGCGACGGCGGCGGCGCUGGGCAAGUCCAUGAGCGUCCACGUGCUCAACCAGGGCGGCAGCAUCGUCAUCCCGGCGCAGCACUUCCAGGGCCAGAACCAGUUCCUGCUGCCGGGGCAGUUGGCCGGAGCCUCGGCCGUGCAGCUGCCGCAGCCGCUCUCGGCGCUGCCGGCCAACGUGGGCGGCCAGAUCCUGGCGGCCUCGCACGGCGCCGGCAUCAUCGCCGGCCAGGGCGCCGCCGGCGCCGCCGCCGCCGCGCAGCUCAUCGCCAACCAGGCGCUGCCGGCGCAGAUCCUCACCAACCAGAACCUGGCCGGGCAGCUCAACCUCGGGCAAGUGCUGACGUCGCCCAACGCCCACGGCACCGCCCACAUCCUGUCGGCGCCCAUCCAGCUCCAACCGGGCCAGGUGGGGCAGCCGGCGCUCUUCCAGAUGCCGGUGUCGCUGGCGGGGACGUUGCCCAGCCAGAGCCAGGCGGCGGCGGCGGCAGCGCCCACGGUGAUCCAAGGGGUGACGUUGGCCAACCAGGUGAUGCUCAACGCCGGCGACGGGUUGGGAGCCGCCGUCAGCAUCCAGGCGGCCCCCGGCGCCGCCCCCGGCGCCAGCCCCAGCCCCGGCGCCGACCCGGCCUCCGUCCUCACCGUCCAGCCCGCCGCGCCCGCCACCGCGGCGCCGCUGCAGCUCAACGUGCCGGCGGCGGCCGGGGGGAACUCCCAGCCCAGCCCGGGGCUCGCCGGAAGCCCCGAGAAGAUCCUGUUGGGCCCCGCGGCCGCGCCCGGCGCCGUCCUGGGCCAGGAGUCCAUGCAGAUGUUCCUGCAGCAGCUCCCGCCCCGCCCCCCUUCCCAACCCCAACCCCUUUCCCGCCCCCCUUCCCGACCCCAUUCCCGACCCCCUUCCCAACCCCGGCCGCCCUCGGAGCCGCCCCCCCCGCGCUCCUGCACCCCCCAGAAUUCCCAAAAUCCCCAGGUCCCUCAGGGGUUGAUCCUGCAGCCGAAGCCGCCCCCGUCCAGCCCCGGAACGUUCCCGGCUCCGGGCGGAGCCUCCGUCCUGGUCACGGCCACGCCCACGGCCACGCCCGGCCCCGCCCACGGACCCGCCCCCGCCACGCCCAGUAACGCAGGAGCCCCCUCGGAGAGCAAACCCUUCUCCAGCAUUCCCGGCAUUUCCAGCGCCAUUCCCGCCGGGAAAGGGGCCCCGGCUCCGGGCAAGGCCCCGCCUCAGCAACCCAACCAGGCGAAGCCGGGUGGGAUCAAAGGCCCCCCCCAGACCCCGGGGGGGGGAAAGGGCCCCCAGACGAUGUUGGAGGGGCUGAAGAAGGCGCCGGCGCUGCAGCCCAGUAAGGAGGCCUGCCUCCUGGAGCAGCUGCACAAGCACCAGGGCUCGGUGCUGCACCCGGAAUUCCGGACCCGCUUCCGCUCCGUGGGCGACGCCCUGAGGAGGCUCCUCCCCUAUCACGUCUACCAGGGGAUGCUCCCGGCGGAAUCCGAGUGCCAGAGGGUGGACGAGGAGUUCACUCUG